Molecule: messenger RNA, 504 nt
Organism: Cucurbita pepo subsp. pepo (vegetable marrow)
Lineage: Eukaryota; Viridiplantae; Streptophyta; Magnoliopsida; Cucurbitales; Cucurbitaceae
Source: RefSeq, a predicted model, not a curated record
AUGUCGAGUAACAGCAAUUGCUCACAAGGGUCUUCGUCGGAGGUGUUUCUGUUGGAGUGGAUUCGGCGACAUCUUUUGGAGGACGAGUUGGAUUCGGUUGGGGGAUUAGGGAAAAAUACUCCGAGUUUGACGAGUAUUGAUGGGGUUACGGAUACCGAGACUCCCGGGAAGGGGAGUUCGAUUAGAGGGCUGCAGUUCAGAGGAGUGAGGAGGAGGCCAUGGGGGAAGUACGCAGCAGAGAUAAGAGACCCCAAUAGAAAAGGGGCUCGCAUAUGGCUGGGGACAUACCAGACCGCUGAAGAGGCUGCUUUGGCUUACGAUCGAGCUGCUUUUCAGAUGCGGGGAGCCAAGGCCAAGCUCAACUUUCCUCACAUGAUUGGUUCCGCGGAGGCGCUGAUUGGCAUAGGCUGCUGUCACCCUAAGCGCGCUUCCCCUGAUUCCCCUCCGCCCCUAUUCAGCGUCAAGCGCCCUAGAACGGACUCGCCCGCUAUGCCACGAUGCUAA